UGCAGCCUGAACUCCGAGCUGAUCGUAGGCAGCUACAUAUCUGCUCUAUUGAGUGCGCUGAUGAGCAGCAACACUGUCAUCCGAGGAGGAUCAUGGACUAAACAUGGCCCACAAUAAGAGCUUUUUCUUUGAAGCCCUGGACAGAUCAGAGACCAGGCGAGAUGGAGGGUACAAGCACAACUGGAGCUUUUCUCUUUCUGGUGACUGUGAAGAGGAAAGGAGACAUGAUGCGAGUGUGGUGAGUGUGGAGGACAUGGACGGGCAGCCGCUGAGCUCCCCUGAGGGGAAAAAGUCUCCCACUCUUAGGCACUUCACUCCCUCGGAUUCCUUGAGGACGUAUGAAAACCGGACGAAUAAUCACAUGAAGCCUCUGACCAGGCUGGCACCUAAAAGGCUCAGUGAGGGCCCUCUCACAGUCGUGGUGCCGUCCAUGUCCAACGGACCCACACGCCUAACGUCUGCACCUUCACAAGGAAUUUUUAUACAAGGGCGCCACUUUCAGCACGCACAACUGCCCUCCGCAAUAAGGAAACCAGUCCAAAGCCUUGAUUUGAAGGAAAGAAACGACUUCUCCACCACACAGCAAGCUCUCGAGGUAGAUAACAUCGUUCUCACCUGCCCAGAGAUGCCAGAGGAGGAGACCCUGAACAUAAAACGUCGUGUCCAGCAGAAGAGGAAACCGCUGGAGGGAUGCAGCUUCUCUUCGCAGGUCAAAGCAGCAGAGCCUCUCCGGUCGACCGUCUGCUCGAGGAUGUGUGUGAAGUGCAACAAACCGAGCAACGACGGCAGCAAGUGUCAGAACUGUGGGAACAAUCUAUCGACGCCGCCGUGCCAGCAGACUACGCUGCCCACCCCGGCCCUGCGGCCCUCCAUCAGAUCCCAGCCCUCCUCUGGACCAAACACCCUGCAGCAAAACUUUUACAAACCGGUCGUGACCGCAAGGGUUCCCCGCGGGGAUGCCCUGUCCACACGGCUCGCGACCACCAGGGGGACCUUGCUGCCUCUGAACAACGGGAGGACACCCCUGUUAGCAGGGACGUCGAGCUGCUGUGCGGCCAGAAACCCACCCAAAGCUACGAGGACAGCGGCGGCGGCAACGGUGGCACAGCAGCACGAACUGAACGAUCCUAUCGUCCUGUCCAGUGAUGAGGAGGAGGAGGAGGAAGAGGCCGACAACGCCAGCACGGGAAGCGUCAACAGACUGGACAGCGUUUCCCCUCGACCCGCCGACUCCGCUCACUCCUCUCCGGCGCCCUCCGGAGGCAGGGUGGAAGCGGCGGUGAAGAGCGUCGCGGAGGAGGAGGAGGAGGUGAACCUGGACUUCUUUGAAGAAAUGGUGAGCACGAAGAUCACGAUACCUCGGCGAGCGCGGAUGAAAGAUCAGUUUGGGAAUCAACCUCCCGAGCAGUUCUCACCGAGGACGAAGAAACCCAAAUUCGAGUCCAGCCUGUGCGACAGCAUCAUCCUGGAGUGUCGGAGCGUAAGAGUGGGAUCUCUACGCAGGAUGGUGACGAAGCCCGUCGUCUUUUCCAUCGACCACAUCCAGCUGGAGACCGAAGGCUCAGAGCGCGGCACCGUAGAGAAGGUGUGCCUUCAGGCGUCGGAGCUGAUCAGCUGCGAGUGGUGCAACGUGCGGAAACUUCCCGUCUUGUUCUUCCAGACGACCCCGCAGGAGUGCCAGCGCCUGCGCACUCAGCUCAACAUGUCCAAGGAGAAGGGAGGCCAGUGGUAUGACUGCACAGGAGACGAGUCGGACGAGAAGUACAUCGUCCUCAUCUUCGAGAACGGCCUGCCGAUGAAGGAGCAGAUGAUCCUGGAGGACAUCCUGGGCGACAUCGGCAGGACCAACAAACUCAUCCCCUUCCCUGCCAAGCUGCCCUUCGAGGAGGCCAACAUCCGACUCGUCAACUACAACAAGGCGACAAAGCAGAGGGAGGAGAAGGUGAAGCCGGUACACACCCCACCCAAACUCACCUCCACCUCCUCUCCAGUUACCAAGGCUUCACAGGUCUCGCCCGUAGCAUCCGUCAGCAUGCCUGUGCGCACGCGGAUGGCCACCCGACAGCAGACCAGCGCCUUCUUUGAAGAUGAUGAAGACGACAUGACCGACCUGCAGCCCACCUUCUCCGGACCAAUCAUCAAGUUAAUGGUGUACCCUCCUCCUCCAGCCAAAGGUGGAAUAACCGUCACUAAUGAAGACCUGCACUGCCUUAAUGAUGGGGAAUUCCUUAACGAUGUUAUCAUAGACUUUUAUUUAAAAUAUUUAGUUUUAGAGAAGUUAAAAAAAGAAGAUGCACAAAGAAUCCAUGUGUUCAGCUCUUUCUUCUACAAACGGCUGAACCAGAGAGAGCGCAGGAACGCCCCGGACACAACAAACCUGCCAAUCCAGAAAAGGAAGCACAACAGGGUAAAGACGUGGACUCGACAUGUGGAUCUAUUCCAGAAGGAUUUUAUUUUCGUUCCCAUCAAUGAGUCAGCGCACUGGUACCUGGCCGUUAUCUGCUUCCCGGGCCUUGACCGUCCGGUGCUUGAGCAGAACCCACUGUACCACAGCCCGUUUCCCGCCACCCUCACCGCGGAGUCUGAGGAGAACAUCCCGGACCACUGCCGGCCUCUGUCUCCGGACAGAGACGGGCUGGACAGCUCCUCGGAGCAGCUUUCACCCGGAGGAGCUCCCGAGGGGUCCGUGGACGAUCUGACUGAUGGCGACCUCGCUACUGAAAGCUCUGCAUUCACAGAGGGUGGGCAGCAAGAGCCCUCUGCAAUGUCAGGGAACGGCCAGGUCAACGGCGAGCAGCAAUACACGAGCGGGUUGCACAGAAUCAGCAUGUGCUACGGUUCAGGAAAAGUGGACGACGACCCCUACACCUUCUCCGAUGACCAGAGCUCCUGUCAGGACGAGUGCAGCGAGGACGGCACUCUGGCUGAAGAUGGUCUUGGCUCCGACGCCUCCAGCCUGACAACCAAACUGAGCCUUUGCAAACAGCCUUGUAUUCUCAUCAUGGACUCCCUGAGAGGCCCGGCUCGAUCCACCGUGGUCAAAACUCUGAGAGAGUACCUGGAGGUGGAGUGGGAGGUGCGUAAAGGCACUCAAAGGAGUUUUGGGAAGGACGUCAUGAAGGGUUCCAGCCCACGCGUCCCUCAGCAGGACAACUUCAGCGACUGUGGCGUUUACAUCCUGCAGUAUGUGGAGAGCUUCUUUGAGAAUCCGAUUCCCAGCUUCCACCUGCCCAUGAACCUGUUGGAGUGGUUCCCUCAUCAGAGGAUGAAAACGAAGCGCGAGGAGAUCAAGGAGCUUAUCCGGAAGAUUCAAGCUCAGCAGGAACUGGACAAGAAGGAGUCCGACCAGGUCGAGGCUCCGCCGGGCUCCCCAGAGGAGCCCGAGAUCGAAGAGACAUCUGGGUCGAACGGCAGACCGCCAAACGUACCCAUUAGCCCCUGAAUCCACCUCACCCCCCUCCUGUUUGGCGGGGGAGGGGGGUGUGGACCUGAUUGUACGCUGCUGGUUUCACUUUGACGUGUCUGAAACGUUCCUCACCUCCCUCCGUUAACCACAGACCACACCUGAACUUUGUACUGAAUAAAUGAUGAAGUGUAAAUACGCCGGAGUUUCUCCCGCUGCCUUUGUAAUUUACUGUUUUACGAGUCAUUCAUGGAGUGCCCCGUUAAGUUAUGUUUCAUAGAUGUUCUUCUCUCUGCAGGAGGAUCCCUGCAGAAGAUACUGUCUCGCUCUUGCAUUGGUUAUUUUCUAAGCUUUCAGGUUUGUGUAGACAAACAAAAGGAGAAGAAUAAAAGAACAGAAAAUUGCUGUCUAAGUUAUAAGGAUCCGCCCGUCUGGGGAGAGAAACGGUUUUCGGAGAGUUGAUUUCCAGCUCGUGAAUCACACGGUCGUAGUUCAGUGCUUGUUGUGUCUCUUCCAUGUGGAGUGGAUAAAUUUUCAGCAUUAAAAGAAAACUUUUGAUUGCAAGAGCA
Pelmatolapia mariae (spotted tilapia) is the source of this 3972-nucleotide messenger RNA. RefSeq names its product SUMO specific peptidase 6a (gene senp6a). Gene Ontology annotation, cellular component: nucleus; cytoplasm. The transcript is spliced from 24 exons. The record is from RefSeq and is a predicted model, not a curated record. Gene Ontology annotation, molecular function: SUMO-specific endopeptidase activity. Gene Ontology annotation, biological process: regulation of kinetochore assembly; protein desumoylation; proteolysis. NCBI's taxonomy places the organism in Eukaryota, Metazoa, Chordata, Actinopteri, Cichliformes, Cichlidae. The coding region runs from base 104 to 3442 and encodes 1112 amino acids.